Penicillium pulvis is the source of this 2937-nucleotide messenger RNA. RefSeq lists its product as uncharacterized. Lineage: Eukaryota; Fungi; Ascomycota; Eurotiomycetes; Eurotiales; Aspergillaceae. The transcript has 2 exons. The coding region runs from base 1 to 2937 and encodes 978 amino acids. The record is from RefSeq and is a predicted model, not a curated record.
AUGGCCACAGUCGAUCAGGAGAUCGCCAUAUCAGUGACAGCUCCAGAACUGGUUGUACAGUUUCUUCAUGCCGGCAUUCAUCUUGUCGGCCAACUUUAUGGAAUCCAUAGUCUUUCAAUUGAUGAAGAUCCUGUCGAGGGAUGGGAUACAUGCAACCUGCACGCCCAGUUGACCAUUCUGAGCGACAGCAUAGCGCAUGAUUGUCCAAGGAAUAUUGGACCGCUAUCGGAACAACACCAGGCACUGGAUGACCUCCGCACCACCUGUCAACUCACUCUCCUGAUUAUUUUAUCUCGCCUGGGGCUGAUACAGGACCUCGGGCCCGAUGCACCCCUACAUGUCGGGGAACUGCAGAAGUUUUGGCCUCGAGAAGACGUGGAAGCAUUGGAAGACCGCAUAAUUUUACUGAAGUUGAGAUUGGAGGAGGCGACUCUGUCAGCGCAAAACCCAAUCAUUGAUAGUGACGCACUCCUCUACUUGGACAUUAGUCGAGGCAGAAAAACGCCUAUAAACCUUCAUACACAAGACAAAAGACCAAAGAUAAACGAAAGGUCCUCCAAACCUAGCAUUGUGACAAUUAUCGGCAAAGAUGCUGCGAGUGGUCAGAACGCAGUGGAAUUUGAGGUUGAUAAGGUCUACUCAGAGGACACGGUAUUUACAGACCACGAGACUACUAUCCAAGAUGUUUUGAUGGAAGCUAUAAGAUUUUCAUCGAUGACUGAUCGAGAGGAAAGUGUCGCUGUCGCACAUAGCAAGACAUUUGACUGGAUAUUCGACUCCGAUAAACAGAACCCCCUCUUGCAAGAGUUGCAGUCAAGGAAUUCUCUCAGUGGCUGGUUACAAGAUGGUGAGCACCAAGAGGGUAUCUACUGGAUUAGCGGCAAAGCAGGAUCCGGAAAGUCUACCUUAAUGCGUUUUGUGAUGCACCAUGCCAGAACCAUGAGCUUACUUCGCUCAUGGGCACGGAAUGAGCGACUCAUCACCGCCGGCUUUUAUUUCUGGAUUAGCGGUACCUUGGAGCAGAGGUCUCAGACUGGCUUGCUACGCCAUCUUUUAGCCCAAUUACUGGACCAGCAAAGAUAUCUCAUCCCAAUAGUCUUUCCGGUGAGAUGGGAACACCUUCUAUCUUUGAGUACACGGGAACGCGUGAAGGCCUCGAUCUCAUGGGACCUUCUUGAGCUUACAGCUGCAUUAAAAUCAUUUUUGGAUUACGCAGGCCGGGGAGGCAAAGUUUGUUUGUUCAUUGAUGGGUUAGAUGAAUUCGCAGGCGACCAUCAGCAAAUCGUGGAAUUUUUCAAGGAUUGCGUUGCUUCGUACCCUCACGUCAAAAUUUGUCUAUCUAGUCGACCCCUUCCCACUUUUCGUGCGGCUUUUGGAACGAAUCCCGGCCUUGAGCUCCACGAAUUGACCCGUAAAGAUAUGCUUCACUUUGCCCAGGAUCAUCUACAUGGUGACCCCUUGAUCAGCCAAGUCCUCUCCAAAGAUGAAGAAGCGGCAUCAAAGCUUAUCAAGAGCGUUGUUACGGGGGCGGAAGGUGUUUUUCUCUGGGUUGUGCUUGUGGUUCAAUCCCUACUGCGCCGUGGAAACUAUCGAGAUGUUUGGCAAAUGCAUGAAUUUCUGGGACAACAUCCCACCGACUUGGAUGACCUAUUCACAUACUUCGUGUUUGAUUCUGCAUCGAAACAUCAAACUUCGAUGGCUUCACGCCUGUUUCAGCUCAUUCAGGCUAGACAAGAGGCUUGUUAUGCUACUCGACAAGAAGAUACAGCAUCAACGAACCUCUGGGAAUUUGCUCUUGCCGACCAAUUCGAGGAAAUUGUGGAUCAUAUUCCAAAAGAUGUGCAACAGGCAAGCGAUCAAGAUAUCACCCGGAUAGUUGAAGUAACCGAAAGUCGACUGUCUAGGGAAUGUGCAGGGUUGAUAGUGACUCACACCUCAGGCUUGUCAACAAGCAUACUUCAGCGCAAUAUGCCAUCGCUGGCACAGCAACUAGGCUAUAAAAAGGUAUCCUACGUCCAUAGGACCGUGAAGGAUUUCCUCUCACUACCUCCUAUUCGAUCCCGCCUCUUGGAGCCCAUGAUAGGAUCCAGUUUUGAGCCCCAUACGUCGCUUCUCUCCUCUAUUAUCUUCCAGUUCAAAUGGCCCUUAGAUGAAUUCCAUCCCAAUCGACAGAUAGACGACCGAUGGCCCAACAUAAUCCUUGCUUUUACUCAUGCACGAUUGUCCCCAAAUACUUGGCAGUCGCAGCUGGUACUUAUUCCCGAGUUGGACAGAGUCCUGUGUCAGCAUUGGGUGUCUCGCAGUUCGAUUGAACAUGAUCAUUGGGCACGAAGCCUUUUUUCAUCUUACGAGAAACGAAAGAAUAUGAGCUUUCCUAAUGCAUUUUUCUCACUAUCUGCUAAGUUCGGCCUAGCAACCCUGAUACGUGAACGCAUUUGGGAAGAUGAUAGCAUAUCGCAAGGCAGUGAUAGCGGGAUACCCCUUCUCAGUCAUUCCAUCGAGCUUCUCGCCAGUAGGCGACAAAGCGUGUACCCUUUAUCCAGUCCAGAAAUAGUCGGUGAAAUUCUCACGAGUGGUGCCAAUCCGAACCAGUCUUACCAAGGUCUGAAUGGAAAAUCCCAGACGCCAUGGCUGGUUGUCCUGGAUUAUCUCAGAGAGGCAGAUCGUCGCCAGUGGAUUGGGUACUAUGACACCAGUGAAGAUGGCGCCUCUCGUCUGUCGGCGAUCAUUUCACUAUUCAUUCAGCACGGUGCCGACCCGAAUGGGUUGCUUGUUGAGACCAAAUUUGAUCCGUCAGCUUCUGCCCUGGAAAUCCUGACUGCCAUAUACCGGAAAUAUGCUGCUCCAGAAUUUGGCCGACUACGCAAGGUAUUGAUUGAAAAAGGAGCCAAGGAGCGAGCAGGAAAUGACAUUAUGUAUCAAGUGUAUGGUAGUUAG